GGUUCAACUUCCAUAUGUCUGGCUAGGUGUGGCUGUGUAGGCUAUUAAUUAAAAAAUCAAGGUUGGAACUAGUUAACUACGGCAUAGUAAAUUUUAAUUUAGCUGCCACAUUGUCCCAAAACGAUCACUCUCCUGGGCCCGCAGAUCUCCAAAAGUCGCGACUUGCAAAUUAAUUACAUACCAUCAAAGAGAAGUCAUUUCAUCAAUUCUCUUUCAUACCGUCCGACAACUUGACCAAUUCACUCCCUUCCUAUACUUGCGUCAUCCUAUUCAAGCCACCAUUCACGUCUAUCAAAUACAAUCUACCUACGUACCCAGCUAUUUCCAGAUUCGAGAUCGCAUCUUCGCAUCAUGAACAAUAUCGAAGAGGACAACAGCCCUUUUGCGGCCGUCACCACCCAUACCUCCAAGAUCCAGAGACAAUACCAAGCUCUAUUAGAUAAAUCAACACCAUUUGUCCUUUACAGAUGGGUUGGCACGGGCGCAUUCCUAGGCGUGUUCUUUCUCCGCGUGCUCCUGGCCAAAGGCUGGUACAUCGUUGCCUAUGCGCUCGGCAUCUAUUUGCUUAACCUAUUCCUCGCCUUCCUACAGCCCAAGUUUGACCCCUCGAAUGAACUAUUAGAUAAUGAGAUGGAAGAUGGAUCAGCCGGUGGUCUGCCGACGAAGCAAGACGAGGAGUUCCGACCCUUUAUUCGAAGACUACCUGAGUUCAAGUUCUGGCACGAGGCAACCCGUGCUAUCACUAUCGCGUUUGUAUGCAGCUGGUUUGAGAUCUUCGACGUCCCAGUCUUUUGGCCCGUUCUGGUCAUGUACUGGAUCAUCCUCUUCGUGCUCACCAUGCGAAAGCAAAUCCAGCACAUGAUCAAGUACCGCUACGUUCCCUUCACUUUCGGCAAGGCGCGAUACGGCAAGGCCAGUGCCUCGUGAAGAUGAGUCCUUCUCUAGAUCCCUUGGCCAUACGGGGACAAAGGGGCAAAUGUACCUUUCAAGGCAACACUCAGAAAGGGGAAUACGGAAUACGGAUAUAGUCUUAACGAAACGAGUAGCCCACCAUAGUUAGGUACGAUACAUUAUAAUGAUAUAAGGUCUCCACAAGAAGUCGAGCAUUAGUUCUCUGGGUUCAACUGUAUAGAAUUACAGGCAUUUUGUAUGAAUUAUUAGGAAGAUGACGGUCUGUAUGGAGUAAUGUUGUUGUUAGCUUCGGAAUGAAUGCUGGCGUAUCCGGGAUGAGGAACGAAGACAGCAUGGAUGGAGGCAGACAGGGGCGCAGGUUUGAAUCUUCCAGGAUCAUUAACAAAUAGAUAUAAUGCCUAAGAGCAGAAUAAUUAAUCAGCUUAAAAGGUCUUUGUAGAUGUUGGCUAAUGCAUACCUAGUACCGUGUAGGUAGG
Molecule: messenger RNA, 1388 nt
Organism: Hypoxylon fragiforme
Lineage: Eukaryota; Fungi; Ascomycota; Sordariomycetes; Xylariales; Hypoxylaceae
Product: retrieval of early ER protein Rer1
Exons: 4
Coding region: 352-927 (191 amino acids)
Biological process (GO): retrograde vesicle-mediated transport, Golgi to endoplasmic reticulum; protein retention in ER lumen
Cellular component (GO): Golgi membrane
Source: RefSeq, a predicted model, not a curated record